Cotesia glomerata is the source of this 3897-nucleotide messenger RNA. RefSeq names its product polypeptide N-acetylgalactosaminyltransferase 5 (gene Pgant5). The coding region runs from base 501 to 2303 and encodes 600 amino acids. The transcript has 8 exons. Lineage: Eukaryota; Metazoa; Arthropoda; Insecta; Hymenoptera; Braconidae. The record is from RefSeq and is a predicted model, not a curated record. Gene Ontology annotation, cellular component: Golgi apparatus.
UUGUUGUCAUAACUACUGAAUCCCUCAAGUACAGUAAAGUCAAACGGGGUCCAACAUUUAUAACAAAGAGUGUACAUUGUACCAGCCCUAUACUUUUAUUGGGACGACUAUAAAAUUGUGUGCAACGUGUACGGAUGUUUGUCAUGAAAACGUUUCAGAAAUUUUGUCAUUGUAAGGUUAUGAAUGUGUAUCUAUUCUUUUUUAAUUUUUUACUAUUUAUUAUCUUGUCACUUUACUAUAAACAUUGAUACAUAAAUUGAUUAAACAAUGUGACAAAAUAGAUAAAGUUUUAAUUAUUUAUAACUAGACCGCUAUUUAUUAAAUUAUAUCAACUUCAAAAAAACUUGAAGCAUUAUGGAAAAUUACAAAUAUUUGAUUUAAAAUAUUUAUUCACGCCUGAUAAACCAGUUAGUUAGUUAGUUUUAGUUGAAAGACAAGAAACUAAGUGAUAAAACAAAAAAUUUUUAUUAGAUUCAUAGUUAUAAAAACAAUAAGCUAUAAUGUUCCGAUCCAAAAUUCGUAUUCACACAUGCCAAGUUAUAUUAUUAACUUCUCUAGUAUGGUUUUUGGUCGAUGUGAUGAUACUCAUGUUUUAUUCAGAUUGCAUUGGUAAAUCUGGAUGGGGAUGUUCAGAUAGUAAAGUAAUAAGCACUGAAGAGAAUUUAGCUCUCUCGAAAACUUCUGUAAUAAAUGAUAUUAAACCAACUAAUGAUUACAAUAAUAAAAAAUAUAAGCAAUCAGAAUUACAACUAUGGCGACCAGCAAAGGUAGUCAGAGAAAAUAAAGGAAGUCCUGGAGAGUUAGGAACAGCCGUUCGGAUGCCUCCAGGCAAUGAAGCAAAACAACAAGAACUAUUCAAGUUAAACCAAUUCAAUCUUGUGGCAACUGAUAUGAUUGCUUUAAAUCGGUCAUUGAAAGAUAUUAGAUCAGAAGGAUGUAAAACGAAAAAAUAUCCUAAAUAUCUACCGACUACAAGUAUUGUCAUUGUUUUUCAUAAUGAGGCUUGGAGCACAUUACUUCGAACAGUCUGGUCUGUUAUCAAUAGAUCACCUAGAGCAUUAUUAAAGGAGAUAAUUCUAGUUGAUGAUGCCAGCGAGCGUGAUCACUUAAAACAGAAUCUCGAAAAUUAUGUUAAUACCUUACCUGUUCCUACGUUCGUUUUACGUACAGGAAAACGCUCUGGAUUAAUUAGAGCCAGAUUACUAGGGGCUAAACAUGUAAAAGGGCAAGUAAUAACUUUUCUUGAUGCUCAUUGUGAAUGUACUGAAGGUUGGCUUGAACCUUUGUUAUCAAGAAUUGUAGAGAAUCGAUCAACUGUAGUUUGCCCAAUAAUAGAUGUUAUAAGUGAUGAUACAUUUGAAUAUAUCACUGCCAGCGACAUGACAUGGGGAGGUUUUAAUUGGAAACUCAAUUUUAGAUGGUACCGUGUUACACAAAGAGAAAUGGAUAGACGUAAUGGAGAUCGAACUGCACCGUUACGAACCCCUACCAUGGCAGGUGGUCUAUUUUCCAUUGAUAAAGACUAUUUCUACGAAAUAGGAGCAUACGAUGAAGGAAUGGAUAUUUGGGGAGGUGAAAAUCUCGAAAUGAGUUUCAGAAUAUGGAUGUGUGGGGGGACAUUGGAAAUCGCAACAUGUUCGCAUGUUGGACACGUGUUCCGUAAGUCAACGCCAUAUACAUUCCCUGGUGGUACAAGCAAAAUAGUGAACCACAACAAUGCGCGGCUUGCUGAGGUCUGGUUGGACCAAUGGAAAUACUUCUAUUACAACAUUAAUCCAGGUGCAACGAGUGUCCCGGUUGGUGAUGUAUCUGAACGUGUACAAUUACGUGAAAAACUAAAGUGUAAAAGCUUCAGAUGGUACUUGGAGAAUGUUUAUCCCGAAUCUCCUAUGCCUUUGGAUUAUCAUUAUUUAGGUGACAUAACGAAUCUAGAAAUGCGGAACUGUUUAGAUACUAUGGACAGAAAAACUGGAGAGAAUGUUGGUUUAAGUUAUUGUCAUGGUCUUGGUGGUAAUCAGGUAUUUGCCUACACUAAGCGACAACAAAUAAUGUCAGAUGAUAUGUGCCUCGAUGCAGCAAGCCCUCAAGGCCCUGUUAAAAUAGUUCGUUGUCACGGGAUGGGAGGAAAUCAAGCGUGGUCUUACAAUGAAGAGGAUAAAAUGAUAAGACACACUAAUACAAGACAUUGUUUAUCCGCGUCUCAAAGUGGAGAUCUAACAACACCAAUUUUAAUUCCAUGUGACCCUCACAACCUCAGUCAAAAGUGGAUAAUGGCUAGUAAAUUUAAAUGGCAAGCUAGCUAAUAUCAGGUAGCUUACAUAGGCAAAAAUUUUGCACAACGCUUGUUAAUGUAUUUAUUAUAUUCUAAUCUGACGAUUGACUCAAAAAAAGCUUUUAAAACCAGAAUAAAAAAUCUAAAAUGAUUUUAGAUAUUUUUUAAGUAGCCCGAGUUUUUAAAAUAUUGUUAAUAUUUUAUUAAGUUGAUAGGCUUUAUCAGAAUAUAAAUACGGAAAAAUAUGGAAAAAAAAAAAAAAAAAAAUACUACAGUAUAAAACAAUUACUGCCAUUUUAUGGUAAACAAAUAUUAUCAAAUCUAUAGUAAUUAUAACUAUAGUGAUCGUUAAUAAAAAUUCCAAUGAUCUAAUAUGAUGGCAUUUAUGCUAAAGUUAUUAAACCAUAAUGAUGAAGCAUAUCAAACUUCUGUUAAAAAUAAAUAUUUGUUACUGCACAUAAAAUAAAUUAAGAAAAAAAAGGUUUUACUAUCGAUGAAUCACAGGGAAUGAGUGCAAUUUUUAAUCAUAAACAUUUAUUUAUGAAAACGUCUCAAUUAUAAUCGAUUGAAUGUUUUUAAAUGCAAUGACAAGUUAAUUAAUUUUAUUUAUCAGAUUAUACCAGGUUAUAUCAGGUUAUACCAAUUAAUCUAUUAGAAUAUAAGAAAACGGAUCAAAUUAUUUAUAUUAUUAAAAAGAUUCGCACUUGAAAAAAAAAUUAGUAAAUGAAAAUAAGGUUGCAUUGCUGCAAUUUUGACUCAAAAAAAAGAAGACUGUAUCUAUACUCUAAAUCCGUUUUAUGUGACCAUUUAUUACUUGAAACUAAAAUAUUUAAUGUGAAAAGUUAACGUGUCAACCAAUCACGCGAUUAAAGACUAUGAUCACACCAUUUUAAAUUGUAUAACUAUAAUUUUAAAUAUUUUCCGUUUUUUUGAUUCUACCAUUCCUAAAAGUAUUGGGACAAGUAAUACAGGGUCUAAUACUUUUGAAAGCAAAGGACUCGAGAAAUACCGAAAAAUAUUAAACUUUUUGGAGUAGCGAAUUUAUCAUCAUUCAGUCACAGCCGUUAAUCGCAUGAUGGGUACAGAAUUCAUAAGAAAUGUCUUUAUUUUUCUAAAUUUUCGUUUUCAGCAUUUUUAUUAAAUAAAAAUUUAUAUUAAUCGUAAUAAACUUUUUUAUCAUUUUUCUUUGUAGAAAUUACAUAUUAUAUACAAUUAUAUUAUUUUUUAACAUUUUGAUAUUCACAAAUUUUUUUUACUGUGUGAAUAUAAAUACUUUUGACAACACACGUUGAUUGUUAUAAUUAUAAUUAUCAUAUAUUGUAUUUAUUCAUUAUUUUUUACAUUUCUAAGAAUGUAUUGAUUUUUAAUUACUGUCGCUAUACCUCAUUGUUAUGAUCUAAUUAUUUAAAUUUCACUUCUUUGUAUUAUAAUACUUUGAUUUACAAUUAAUGUAUGAAAAUUAAUUAAUGCUCGUUGAAAAAAUUAUACACUCGAAUAUAAUAGUUAUAUUAACGGUCAUACCGUAGUAAAUAAAAAUGUAGCCUCUUCUGGUGUAUUAUUAAAAAUACAAAAAAUUUGGGUCCAUAAAGUUACGGACAUACUCCGACGACAGUAAUUAAACAUCA